AUGCAACUGGCACAUCCACUUGAAGACCCGGUGUCCCCGAAAUAUAGCUUCAGUGAAUAUGCGUGGAGUCUUCCAACCUGUCAUCCUGGUAUAAUUUACCACCUCGUUCUCUGGGGAAGCCCCAUUGCCAAGGAUAUGGAUGCCGGAAAUAAAUGGAUGGCCGUCGGCCUACAUCUCCUGUCCUUGGAGCGUAGCGAAUUCAAUAAUGUAGCCGCGCGAGUCCAGUAUCCUCUCACGAUCUCCAAAGGCGGUUUUGUUAUUCUGUUUUAUGAGAAUAGGGCAUUGGCCGGAAUCAUAAGCCUUCGUGCAGCGAGUCAGCAAAUGCUUAACACCAUUGGGUCAUCCACCGAUUGUAGCAACAACAAGGACCUUUAG
Molecule: messenger RNA, 375 nt
Organism: Coccidioides immitis RS
Lineage: Eukaryota; Fungi; Ascomycota; Eurotiomycetes; Onygenales; Onygenaceae
Exons: 2
Coding region: 1-375 (124 amino acids)
Source: RefSeq, a predicted model, not a curated record